GCGCGGCGGGAGGAGGAGGAGGGAGAGCGGGAGGCGGCCAUGGACGACCUGGGCUGCCCGCGGUGUAAGACCACCAAGUACCGCAACCCGUCCCUGAAGCUGAUGGUGAACGUCUGCGGGCACACGCUAUGCGAGAGCUGUGUGGACCUGCUGUUUGUGAGAGGGGCUGGGAACUGCCACGAGUGUGAUACCCCCCUGAGGAAGAGUAACUUCAGGGUACAGCUCUUUGAGGAUCCUGCUGUUGACAAGGAAGUGGAAAUCCGGAAGAAAGUGCUGAAAAUAUACAAUAAAAGAGAGGAAGACUUUCCCACUCUCGAUGAAUAUAAUGAUUUCUUGGAAGAAAUAGAAGAAAUUGUAUUUAACUUGACCAACAAUGUGGACUUGGAGAACACCAAAAAGAAAAUGGAGCUGUAUCAAAAGGAUAACAAAGAAGUCAUUCAGAAGAAUAAGUUAAAACUGACGCGGGAGCAGGAAGAGCUGGAGGAGGCUCUGGAGGUGGAGCGGCAGGAAAGCGAACAAAGGCGACUGUUCAUGCAGAAGGAAGAACAGCUACAACAGAUGAUAAAAAGGAAGAAUAAACAGGCACUCCUGGAUGAUCUGGAGAGCUCUGAUCUUCCUGCCUCUCUGCUCUUAGCUCAGCAUAAGGACAGAUCUACUCAGCUAGAAAUGCAGCUGGAAAAACCCAAACCUGUCAAACCAGUCACGUUUUCCACUGGCAUCAAAAUGGGUCAGCAUAUUUCAUUAGCUCCCAUUCAAAAGUUAGAGGAAACUUUGUAUGAAUAUCAGCCUCUGCAAGUGGAGACAUAUGGACCACAAGUUCCAGAGCCUGAAAUGCUGGGAAGGCUGGGGUACCUCACCCACGUUCGAGCCGCCUCUCCACAGGACCUGGCCGGGGGCUACACGUCCUCCCUGGCUUGUCACCGCGCCCUGCAGGACGCUUUCAGCGGGCUCUUCUGGCACCCCAGUUAGCCAGGGAGCGCCGGCCUGUGACCAAGGGACACCCAGCGGGGCGAGGAGCGACCCAAGCCAGCAAAGGUGGGGCAGGGUUGCUGCCAUCUGCACCAGCCGGGCUGCGCUCACUGCUCUGUGCACUCCUCUGGUGCAAAACCAGCUGUGUUUAAGUGUUAAAGGGAAAAAACAAACCCUGUCUGCACGAGAGCUUUGUAAAAUGGUAGAUACAUUCUUGUGGAGGGGGAAACUCGUUAGUCAUGUGGCACUUUGCUGAGGGAGGCUGAAGAAAUAAGCCACAUCUAAUGGAAGAUGUGAAUAACUCAGCUGUGUACGUUUGAGGCUUAAAGAAAUACACUUGUAAACUUUUUUAAAAUAAAGCCAGACUUUAUUAAA
Molecule: messenger RNA, 1344 nt
Organism: Corvus hawaiiensis (hawaiian crow)
Lineage: Eukaryota; Metazoa; Chordata; Aves; Passeriformes; Corvidae
Gene: MNAT1
Product: MNAT1 component of CDK activating kinase
Exons: 8
Coding region: 40-969 (309 amino acids)
Biological process (GO): regulation of transcription by RNA polymerase II; nucleotide-excision repair; positive regulation of cyclin-dependent protein serine/threonine kinase activity
Cellular component (GO): transcription factor TFIIH holo complex
Molecular function (GO): cyclin-dependent protein serine/threonine kinase activator activity
Source: RefSeq, a predicted model, not a curated record